Thyridium curvatum is the source of this 1383-nucleotide messenger RNA. RefSeq lists its product as uncharacterized. The transcript has 3 exons. NCBI's taxonomy places the organism in Eukaryota, Fungi, Ascomycota, Sordariomycetes, Thyridiales, Thyridiaceae. The coding region runs from base 1 to 1383 and encodes 460 amino acids. Gene Ontology annotation, cellular component: preribosome, large subunit precursor; nucleolus; nuclear periphery. The record is from RefSeq and is a predicted model, not a curated record. Gene Ontology annotation, biological process: ribosomal large subunit biogenesis; rRNA processing.
AUGGUAAAGGGCGGGUACCUCAGGAGUGCGCUCGCCGCAGAGCGCGGGGUCGACUUCAAAAAGAUCAAGCAGGCCCGGAAGCGCAAGGCCGCCGAGAAGAGCAAGCGCCAGGUCGAGAAGAAAGAUGACGAGUGGGAGGAUGAAGAGGAGGACUCCGACGAGGAUGAGGAGGAGGGCUCCGACGAGAACGGAGUGUCAGGUCUCGUGGACGACGAGGCAGAGGAGAGCGAUGACGAUGAAGAAGACUCCGAUGAGGAGGAGGGUGUGGGACUCGACAUCGAGGCAUUCGACGACUCGGACUCUUCCGAAUCGGAAAUAGAGAUUGAGGAGAAGAUUGAGCGACCCAAGAAGGCUGCGGCACCUGCAAAAGACGCCAAGAAGUCCAAGAAGUCAAAACAAGAAGCCCAGAAGAAGGAGAAGGGGACCGAAGCUGUAGAUGAGGAGGACGACGAGGAAGAGGAAGAGGAAGACGAGGAGGAGGAUGUUGCCUGGUCAGACCUGGAGGAUCUCGCCGACGAGGAGAGGGAGGAUCUCAUCCCGCACCAGAAGCAGACCAUCAACAACCAGACCGCCCUCCUCGCCGCCGCCGCCCGCAUAGAAAUCCCCACAGAUGCCUCUGUUACCUUUGCCAGCCACCAAACCGUCAGCGGCAAGGGCGCCAACACCGAGGAAGCCAUCCCGGACAUCUCGGACGACCUGACCCGCGAGCUCGAGUUCCUGCGCCAGUCGCUCGAGGCCGCCAAGAAGGCCCGGUCGCUCCUGCUCGCCGAGAAGGUCCCCUUCUCCCGCCCCAACGACUACUUUGCCGAGAUGGUCAAACCCGACGAGCUCAUGGAGAAGGUCAAGGCGAAGCUCAUCGAGGACGCGACCGCCAAGAAGGCCGCCGCCGAGGCCCGCAAGCAGCGCGACCUCAAGAAGUUCGGCAAGCAGGUCCAGGUCGCCAAGCUGCAGGAGCGCGCCAAGGCCAAGAAGGAGACGCUCGAGAAGAUCAAGACCCUCAAGCGGAAACGCCAAGAGAACUCUGGCGACCUCGGCGAGACCGAGGGCGAUCUCUUCGACGUCGCCGUCGAUGACGAGAUUAAGCGCCAUAACAACAACAGGUCCGAGGGAGGCCGCGGCGGUCGCGGCGGCGCCGCCUCGGCCGGCCGGCCCAACGCCAAGCGCCAAAAGAAGAACGAGAAGUACGGCUUUGGCGGCAAGAAGCGGCACGCCAAGUCUGGCGAUGCCAUCAGCUCGGGCGACAUGCGCGAGUUCAGCGUCAAGAGGAUGAAGGGCGGCGCCUCCAGCGGCGGCCGAGGCGGACGGGGCGGCCGUGGAGGUAGCAGGGGUGGAGCCUCGAGGCCGGGCAAGAGCCGGAGGCAGGCCAUGGCCAACAGGGGUUGA